CGUAAACGACAAACGAGGCGAUCGACAUGGUAAGUCAACAAUGGGUCCUCAAUGCACACGCCCGGAUUCCUAUGACGAACAUAAUAGACUGUCGCCAGUUGUCAUGACUCACGUUAUACUGCAACACCGGCAGGGGCGGCAGUGGGUAGUCCAACAGUGAAACCACAGAAGAAGCAGCUGCGCAUGCGCUGUGUAAUUCUGAGUGAAGAUGUCUAUCGACUUGGAGCUGAAGAAGGCCUUCUCUGAGCUGCAGGUGAAGAUGCUCGACACCCAGCAGAAGGCGAAGCAUCUCCGACCUGCAGAUUCGGAUCAGUUGACCUCGCGUUGCAGAAACUUCGCAAAGCUAACGAGAGCAGAGAUCUCCCCCGCUGUCUCCAGCACGCGACUCUACGAGGGAGUGGGACGCAUGUUCAUUCUUCAAUCAAAGGAGGACAUCAACAAUCAGCUGAUGGACAAACAGAAAACAGCUGAUGAGAAAAUUAAAGAGCUGGAG
Molecule: messenger RNA, 493 nt
Organism: Gymnodraco acuticeps
Lineage: Eukaryota; Metazoa; Chordata; Actinopteri; Perciformes; Bathydraconidae
Gene: pfdn1
Product: prefoldin subunit 1
Biological process (GO): protein folding
Cellular component (GO): cytoplasm; prefoldin complex
Molecular function (GO): protein folding chaperone
Source: RefSeq, a predicted model, not a curated record